CCAAAAGAAGCCCCAGGAGUCAUGGCAACGGUGCAGUGCGUGUUGCUGCUCGCCCUUCAUAUUUUGCUGAUUUCCGAGUUCAUACUGGCCAAGAGGGACUACUACGACAUCCUCGGGGUCCCCAAAGACGCCUCGGAACGUCAGAUCAAGAAGGCGUUCCACAAGCUGGCCCUCAAGUACCACCCGGACCGGAACAGAGGCCCGGACGCCGAGGCCAAGUUUAGAGAAAUCGCUGAGGCGUACGAGACGUUAUCAGACGAGAAGAGACGGCGAGAGUACGACCAGUUCGGCCACGGCCCGUCAUCCGGCGGCAGAGGAGGAAACUCCGACUUCAACUUCAGGCAGCGCUACCAGUCGUUUAACUUUGAAGACAUCUUCAAAGACUUUGACCUUUUCGGUCAGCAGCAACACUUCCAAAGCCAUCAUCACGCCCACCAAAAGAGGUUCUUUCGGGAGCCGGCGGGGAAGCAGCAGAGGCGGCCGUUUGGAGGAGGAGGACUGUUUGACGACAUGAUCGAGGACUUGGAGAAGAUGUUCUCCUUUAACCCUCACAAUUCCCGGAGCGAAAGCAGAUUCCAGGGCUCGCCCAAGCUUCACUGCAGGACAGUGACGCAAAGGAGGGGCAACAUGGUAAACACCUUCACCGACUGCUCCUAAGCUGAAGGACAAACUCAACGGACAAAGGCUGGGUUUAGUUUUGACGUCGAAUGCUAAUUUAUCGAGGCUUUCGGUGACUUUCGCGACGAGAAUGAUCAAGGAACAAAGUUGGGUUUAGGUCAGCUCAGGAAUUGCUCUCAAAAAAGCUGCUCGAGCGUGUUAUUUUUUGAAAACAAGUCUCAUUUGAAUACAAAAACAAGCACUUAAGUUAUAUUUUCUGGAGAUUUGGAGUUGAACAUUUUCAUGUUAGAAACAAAAACCUCAAGCUGAUCACGUGCAAUAUUCAGCACCUUUCUCCUCUUCAUGUUGCCUAUUUCUCAAAGACAGUGCUUUUGAAUAAUCAUUGUCUAAACGUCUGCACUUUGUUUGAAUGAGCGUGUUUUUUUUUGACUGCGGGAUGUUUGAAAUUAGAAUAAAAAUGUUGCAAUACAGUGUGUUAAUUCAAGUCAUACAGAGUUCAUUUCAACACUUUAAAACAUUUAUACAAUUCAACAUGUUAGCACUGACAGUCGGAAAAAUGCUGUGAAUAAUUGAAAUUGAACACUUGUCAGUGUUGGAUUUACACUACGCUUGUGUGAAGCAUUAACUAUCAAUACUCGGAGUGUAGUUUUUAACAUGAAAUAAGAUUAAAAUUACAUCGAGAAACGAAAAAGCUGAUAGCUCCCGCCGCUAGUGUGCUAACUUGAAGGCAUCGGUAUUGUAUUAUAAAAAAAAAAAAAAAAAAAAAGCUAGCAGCUAGCGCGGUGGGAGACCAUGCUAAGACCGCAAGCUAGCAGCUCUGCCUGCUAGCGUGCACUCUUAAAAAAAGGAAUGUUUCUUGCAUCCGUUACAUAUGCACGCUAUAAGGCGAGGUUGGGAAAUGCUUAAGGGCGCAGCAGCGUCCAAAAGGGCGUCAAGAAAAAUAUUCAAAUUAUAUUUGAUGAUAGCAGUAUUUAAAAAUUAUACAAAACAAAAGAACAGAACCGUAAUAAGUCGUUAAAUCAUAAUAAAAUUGGGGCUGUCAAACGAUUACAAUUUUUAAUCGAGUUAAUUACAGCUUAAAAAUUAAUCGUAAUUAAUCGCAAUUCAAACCAUCUCUAAAAUAUGCCAUAUUUUUCUGUAAAUUGUUGGAAUGGAAAGAUAAGACACAAAAUGGAUAUAUACAUUCAACAUACGGUACAUAAGUACUGUAUUUGUUUAUUAUAACAAUAAAUCAACAAGAUGGCAUUAACAUUAACAUUCUGUUAAAGCGAUCCAUGGAUAGAAAGACUUGUAGUUUUUAAAAGAUAAAUGUUAGUACACGUUAUAGAAAUUUUUUAAUGUUUUCGUUUUGAUAAAAUUAGUAAAAUUUUCAAUCAAAAAAUAAACUAGUAGCCCGCCAUUGUUGAAGUCAAUAAUUUCACAAUGCUCAUGGGUGCUGAAGCCCAUAAAAUCAGUCGCACCCAAGCGCCAGCAGAGGGCGACAAAACUCCAAAAAACACAAGUAACAAGUGGACAUUGCACUUUGCUGUCAUUUUAAUCUGUUUGAGCGGGGCAUGUGCGUUAAUUGUGUCAAAUAUUUUAACAUGAUUAAUUAAAAAAAAUUAAUUACCGCCCGUUCACGCGAUAAUUUUGACAGCCCUAAAUAAAAUCAUUUUUCUAAUGUGCCUUCUGCCCGUUUCACUUUUUCCUGUGAUGCGAUAAUUUCACCACAGACCCUAGUCUCACCAACCAGCAGACCAGCGAGCUACCUGAACGUGCUAUUUUUAGCCUCCGCAAUUGAGCGACGUUACGGUGACAAGUCAACUUCAUGAAAAGACAAAAGCCCUUCGGGUCAGAAGAAAAAGAAAAGAGCAUGAACAAGAAGUAUUUUUUGUGAUGAUUUUUUCAACAGCAUAAGCAUGUACAGUAUACUUAGCGCAACUGCAAGCUAGCGGUUAUUUACAUAGUUUAUAUGAUUUACUGCUAAAGCAAAAUUAUACUGUAUCAUUAGCCAGGCUGUUGUUUUAAAAAUAUUUUCAGUAUUCAGCCAGCUGUGGAUUAGUUUCAGUUAAAUCUACUCCCCAUCCCAUUUUAGGGAAAUUUGGACAAGGUGUAUGGGGGACCAAAAUUGUAUUAUUUUCAUGUGAUGUUAACCACUUUUACCUUGUGUUAAAUUGUGCUUUUCAAAUAAAUUUGCCUUGCCUAAAAGUGCCAAGGUUAAUUAAAUAAAUACACUAUUAAAUAUGCGAUUAAUAAUUUCAAAGUUCUGUGGAAUGGGGGACUAAAAGU
Molecule: messenger RNA, 2886 nt
Organism: Corythoichthys intestinalis (scribbled pipefish)
Lineage: Eukaryota; Metazoa; Chordata; Actinopteri; Syngnathiformes; Syngnathidae
Product: dnaJ homolog subfamily B member 9-like
Exons: 2
Coding region: 22-657 (211 amino acids)
Cellular component (GO): endoplasmic reticulum
Molecular function (GO): misfolded protein binding; protein-folding chaperone binding
Source: RefSeq, a predicted model, not a curated record